Messenger RNA from Paramecium tetraurelia, 741 nucleotides. RefSeq lists its product as uncharacterized. The transcript is spliced from 2 exons. NCBI's taxonomy places the organism in Eukaryota, Ciliophora, Oligohymenophorea, Peniculida, Parameciidae. The record is from RefSeq and is a predicted model, not a curated record.
AUGCAAGGUGCAAGAUUUGUAGAAACCAAUUUGGUUUAGAAGAUGCUCCGUAAUCAAAGUUAUGAUUUUCACAAGAAGAAAUUAGAUUAAAUUUAAACGGAGUAAUUAAGUUAUUGUUAAGAUUUAGCAAAAAGCCAAGAUUUGCUUUCAAAGAUUUGCCAGUACUAAGUAAAACAUAACAAUUAAAAGCACAAUCCUCUAGAUUUCAGAAAUCUGAAUAAAGAAAGCGGAUUGAUGAAUAAAAUUAAUAUUUAACUUCACAUAUCAUAGAAAUUCAAGAAGGCAAAGCAUCUCAAUUCAGAUCAAUAUGGACAGUAUAAAAUUUAAGAGAGAAAGCAUAUGUAAGUUGAAUUGUUUAGCUUUAAGGCAGACACUUCAUUGUGGAGUGAGAAUGCAUUGGGAAAGAGGUUGCAUUCCCCUUUGAGAAGAAAAUAAUAAUAAAAAAUAGAUGAAGAAAACUAUGAACUACAAAAAAGAUUAGAACUUACAAAAUAAAUACUUAUUGAAAAAUAAUAAGAGUAAAUACAUAGAUAUGAAAAAUUACGUGAUCAUAUGACCAGAAUAAAACCUAAAGGUCAAAGUUCUCCAAUGAUGAAAACUCAUUUUCCAUGUGUCAAAAGUAAAAGUACUACUUAAUUGAUAAAUAAGCAGUAUCAAUCUGAUUCAUUAAUGCAUAAUAGUAAGAUGAAUGAUUUGUUAAAAUCAGAAAUUAAUCUUAGCAAGAUAUCAAAAUUAGAAUGA